Molecule: messenger RNA, 5421 nt
Organism: Xyrauchen texanus (razorback sucker)
Lineage: Eukaryota; Metazoa; Chordata; Actinopteri; Cypriniformes; Catostomidae
Exons: 30
Coding region: 61-3918 (1285 amino acids)
Cellular component (GO): extracellular region
Source: RefSeq, a predicted model, not a curated record
UUUAGAGGCACAAUGUUAUUAAUUCCUGACCCGCAUCCCAGGUGAUUUGCGAGGAGAACGAUGUUGAAACUGACAGUAAGCUUAGCACUGGUGACCCUGGUUGCUUGCUCGCAGUGUCCCAACAGUGAAGUCUGUGAGGCAGGCCAGUCAUGCUGCCAGGCUCCCACUGGAGAGUUCAGCUGCUGCCCUUUCCAUCAUGGAGAGUGUUGUGAGGAUCACCUGCACUGCUGUCCUGAGGGCAUGCUGUGCCAAGUUGUGGAGUCCAUUUGCUCGAAUGCUACACAUACACUGCCAUGGGUGGAUAGGACCCCUACUAAACAAACAGGCCAUCCCAAACCGUUCAGAAUGCUCCCCACGUUACCUGCAAGUGAAGAUGACAUCAUCUGCCCUGAUGGUUCCUGCUGUCCUGUUGAGUUCUCCUGUCUGCAGAUGGCUUCAUCAUAUGGGUGCUGUCCAGUGGCACAGGGCAUUGUUUGCUCUGAUGGGAAACACUGCUGUCCAAAAGGCCAUGAGUGCAGUGCAGACAGCAGUUCCUGUGUCAAACAAGGAACACACAAAGAACCAGUUGUUCUUUGCGGAGAUGGGAUGUCAGAGUGUCCCAUGGACAGCACCUGUUGCGAGAAAGAAGUGAAUGAACAAUGGGCGUGCUGCCCCAUGCCAAGGGCUGUAUGCUGUGAAGAUAGAGUCCACUGUUGUCCAGAGGAUAGUGUCUGUGAUGUAAAAAGCUCCAAAUGCGUGUCUUCAACCAAUCAAGAGCUGCCAAUGUGGGCCAAGUUCCCUGCUCGCCUUAGGGCUGAAUGGGAAGAUCACAUGGGGGCAUCUGUGGAUUCCGAUUAUAAUGUUCCCUGCAAUGACACUGCAGCAUGUCCAGAUGAAACCACAUGCUGUAAGACUAAAGAAGGAGAAUGGGCCUGCUGUCCUCUGCCAGAGGCGGUGUGUUGUGAUGAUUUCAUUCACUGCUGUCCUCAUGGUAAGAUAUGUAAUGUUGCUGCUGGGUCAUGUGACGACACUUCAGGCUCUGUGCCCUGGUUUGAAAAGGUGCCUGUGCGACCAAUCAGCAGUCAGAAUGUGGCUGACACACAAGAUUCAGACUAUAAUGUCCCCUGCAAUGACACUGCAGCAUGUCCAGAUGAAACCACAUGCUGUAAGACUAAAGAAGGAGAAUGGGCCUGCUGUCCUCUGCCAGAGGCUGUGUGUUGUGAUGAUUUCAUCCACUGCUGUCCUCAUGGUAAGAUAUGUAAUGUUGCUGCUGGGUCAUGUGACGACACUUCAGGCUCUGUGCCCUGGUUUGAGAAGGUGCCUGUGCAACCAAUCAGCAGUCAAAAAGUGGCUAACAAACAAGGGGCAUCUGUGGAUUCCGAUUAUAAUGUUCCCUGCAAUGACACUGCAGCAUGUCCAGAUGAAACCACAUGCUGUAAGACUAAAGAAGGAGAAUGGGCCUGCUGUCCUCUGCCAGAGGCGGUGUGUUGUGAUGAUUUCAUUCACUGCUGUCCUCAUGAUAAGAUAUGUAAUGUUGCUGCUGGGUCAUGUGAUGACCCUUCAGGCUCUGUGCCCUGGUUUGAGAAGGUGCCUGUGCAACGAAUCAGCAGUCAGAAUUUGGCUGACACACAAGUGUCUUCUGUAGAUUCAGACUAUAAUGUUCCAUGCAAUGACACUGCAGCAUGUCCAGAUGAAACCACAUGCUGUAAGACUAAAGAAGGAGAAUGGGCCUGCUGUCCUCUGCCAGAGGCUGUGUGUUGUGAUGAUUUCAUUCACUGCUGUCCUCAUGGUAAGAUAUGUAAUGUUGCUGCUGGGUCAUGUGACGACACUUCAGGCUCUGUGCCCUGGUUUGAAAAGGUGCCUGUGCGACCAAUCAGCAGUCAGAAUGUGGCUGACACACAAGAUUCAGACUAUAAUGUCCCCUGCAAUGACACUGCAGCAUGUCCAGAUGAAACCACAUGCUGUAAGACUAAAGAAGGAGAAUGGGCCUGCUGUCCUCUGCCAGAGGCUGUGUGUUGUGAUGAUUUCAUCCACUGCUGUCCUCAUGGUAAGAUAUGUAAUGUUGCUGCUGGGUCAUGUGACGACACUUCAGGCUCUGUGCCCUGGUUUGAGAAGGUGCCUGUGCAACCAAUCAGCAGUCAAAAAGUGGCUAACAAACAAGGGGCAUCUGUGGAUUCUGAUUAUAAUGUUCCCUGCAAUGACACUGCAGCAUGUCCAGAUGAAACCACAUGCUGUAAGACUAAAGAAGGAGAAUGGGACUGCUGUCCUCUGCCAGAGGCGGUGUGUUGUGAUGAUUUCAUUCACUGCUGUCCUCAUGGUAAGAUAUGUAAUGUUGCUGCUGGGUCAUGUGAUGACCCUUCAGGCUCUGUGCCCUGGUUUGAAAAGGUGCCUGUGCAACGAAUCAGCAGUCAGAAUUUGGCUGACACACAAGUGUCUUCUGUAGAUUCAGACUAUAAUGUUCCAUGCAAUGACACUGCAGCAUGUCCAGAUGAAACCACAUGCUGUAAGACUAAAGAAGGAGAAUGGGCCUGCUGUCCUCUGCCAGAGGCUGUGUGUUGUGAUGAUUUCAUUCACUGCUGUCCUCAUGGUAAGAUAUGUAAUGUUGCUGCUGGGUCAUGUGACGACACUUCAGGCUCUGUGCCCUGGUUUGAAAAGGUGCCUGUGCGACCAAUCAGCAGUCAGAAUGUGGCUGACACUCAAGAUUCAGACUAUAAUGUCCCCUGCAAUGACACUGCAGCAUGUCCAGAUGAAACCACAUGCUGUAAGACUAAAGAAGGAGAAUGGGCCUGCUGUCCUCUGCCAGAGGCUGUGUGUUGUGAUGAUUUCAUCCACUGCUGUCCUCAUGGUAAGAUAUGUAAUGUUGCUGCUGGGUCAUGUGACGACACUUCAGGCUCUGUGCCCUGGUUUGAGAAGGUGCCUGUACAACCAAUCAGCAGUCAAAAAGUGGCUAACAAACAAGGGGCAUCUGUGGAUUCCGAUUAUAAUGUUCCCUGCAAUGACACUGCAGCAUGUCCAGAUGAAACCACAUGCUGUAAGACUAAAGAAGGAGAAUGGGCCUGCUGUCCUCUGCCAGAGGCGGUGUGUUGUGAUGAUUUCAUUCACUGCUGUCCUCAUGGUAAGAUAUGUAAUGUUGCUGCUGGGUCAUGUGACGACACUUCAGGCUCUGUGCCCUGGUUUGAGAAGGUGCCUGUGCAACGAAUCAGCAGUCAGAAUGUGGCUAACACACAAGGGGCUUCUGUGGAUACCGAUUAUAAUGUUCCCUGCAAUGACACUGCAGCAUGUCCAGAUGAAACCACAUGCUGUAAGACUAAAGAAGGAGAAUGGGCCUGCUGUCCUCUGCCAGAGGCGGUGUGUUGUGAUGAUUUCAUUCACUGCUGUCCUCAUGGUAAGAUAUGUAAUGUUGCUGCUGGGUCAUGUGACGACACUUCAGGCUCUGUGCCCUGGUUUGAGAAGGUGCCUGUGCAACGAAUCAGCAGUCAGAAUGUGGCUAACACACAAGUACCUUCAAUAGAUUCAAAAACUAAUGUUGCCUGUGAUGACUUCAUGGACUGCCCAGAUGAAAGUACAUGCUGUAAGGCUGUAGAUGGUAAAUUGAGCUGCUGUCCUUUUCCAGAUGCGGUUUGCUGCCCUGACCAGGAGCACUGCUGUCCCACUGGCUAUGAAUGUGACAUGCAUGGACGCUCCUGUGUUAAAUCCAUUUGGCUGCAGAUGGACACAGUCCCACUCACCCACACUGGUCGCUCAAAGCCACAGCCAAGCAUCUCAGAAAAGGACAUUCAGUGUGGUGGGGCUUUUAGUUGCCUUGAUGGUGAGACCUGUUGUCCAUCCUCUGAGACCUCCUGGGGCUGUUGCCCAUCUGCUAAGGCGGUGUGCUGUAAAGAUAUGAAACACUGCUGCCCUGCUGGCUACCAAUGUGGUGAAGGUGGAGUUUGUACCUAAGCCACAGGCUUCAACUGGAAAAACUGGAGAUACUGGAAGGUGUUCUAUUCCAAAAACAAACAAGCUAUGUUUAUAUGAAAACACUUGUGUCUGUCUAACUCAGAUACACCCCACAUUCCUUACAGUGUCAGACAGUUUUAUUGCUACAUUUAUCAGAGUACUAAUCGGAGGUAAUCAGACCAUUAUUUAACUACAAAGGGUGAAAUUGAUUAUUUUAUUUACAGGGCUAAGUUUCUUGAGGGUUGAACAAGAUAAGAUCUGUCUACAUUCUCAAUUAGCAAUACCAACUAUAAUGUUUGAAUAAUUGAGACAUUCAUACAUUUUGUAUGAGAAUGUGCUAUUAUAGUAAAGUGUGUACAAUGUGUUCAUAAUUUUAUACAGUUUCCAGUGUUUUGGUUACUGCACAGUUUAUAUGAAGUUUAUCCAGUUUAUCCAGGAAUGUGGUGUCAUGAUAUAACCCAAAUUAAGGCAUAGAUGGUGUAUGUAUCUGGUGGCUGUAUUAAUAUACAAACAUUAUUGUAGGUCUCCUUUGGUUUGCAGGUUACAUUUUUGAGACUUGACAUCAUGCAAUCUUGUGAUUAUGGUUAAGACACCAAGUAUACGGAAACAUUUUAAAUUAAACUCUUCAGAUAAGACAUCAUGUUUUCUGUGUAACCUUCUAUUGCAUGUCAGGUCAAAUCUUCCUCAUUCCUAUUUCCAGUGAUGGGCAGUAGUUUCGCUACAAAUAGCGAAGCUAUUAGCUUAACUACAUUUCUGAGUAGCUAUAUGGUAGCUUCGCUAGUUUUAAAAUCAAGUAGCUUUUCAGUAGCGAAGCUAUAUUUUUGACAAGGUAGCGGUGUUGAUAAACGCUACAACACUACAACAUGCCUUGCACCCAGUGUUUACUAAUGGCAGUUUUGAAUAAGAACUAAAGAUGUCUGAUCACAAAUGAAUUGCUGUUUUUGAGUCAAAGUGAUAGGAAAGCGGUCUGAAGCGGUUCAGUGAAUUUAGACAUCGGCAUGUCUUAAUAUGAAUUUACAUGAUUUUUUUUUUUUUACAUACACACGUAUUGCACUUACUUGUAUACUGUAUUGCACUGAACUGUUUUUAUACUGUACAAUGGCUUUGAUAAACAUCAUGUGAAUACAUCUUUUAGAUGCUUUGUCUAUGACAGUAUGCUCUGUGCAUCUGCUGUUGAAAAAAAAGUAGCUUAAAUAUAGCACGCUACUUUUGGCAUGUAGUUGUAGUAUAACUUGCUACUUUCUCUGAAUUGUAAUUUUUAGCUGAGCUUCACAAUUUCUUCUGUUGAGUAGUUGGUAGCUUAGGUAGUUACAUUUUUUUAGCAGCUAGCCCAACAGUGCCUAUUUCUCAAUCACAGCAACUAACCCUACAACUGAUUUGUGUAAUUUUCAUCUUUAUUGAUCUAGAUGCUUGCUGGUUUAAAAAAAAAAAAAAAAAAAAAAGAAAUGGACCUUUCCAAAAUCUUGUCAGUUCUGAAAGAAAAAUAAAAUAAAAUUGUCUCCA